AUGUCUACGAACAACUCUGAAAAGAAUGAUACAGGACAGCCUCCUAUUCUGACAGAACCAUCUUCCAGCCAACUACUACGUCAACAACCACCGCCACAACCGCCACCGCAACCAGCAGUGGCACCUCAAGUGAACCAAACCAUAGUAGCUGAUGACGGCCAACAAUGUUCAAAUUGCGGUACCACUAAAACACCUCUAUGGAGAAGAGCACCCGAUGGAACACUAAUCUGUAAUGCGUGCGGAUUAUACCUUCGAUCUAAUAAUUCCCACAGACCAGUGAACUUGAAACGACCGCCAAAUACAAUUGCCGUUGCAAAAGAAGAAGAAGGUUCAUGUAAGGGAGAUGGGAGAUGUAAUGGUACUGGCGGCUCAGCAGCCUGUAAAGGCUGUCCCGCAUUUAAUAAUCGAGUCGUUGCUAAAAAGGCAUUGGAAAAACCACAUGAUCUGAGUGCGAACAACAGCACAAACAACAGCAACAACAGCAGCAGCAAAAACAACAACAAUAGCAACGACUCCCGCCAGAACAACAACCCUGGCGGCGGGGGGUCACGAGAAAACGACAAACGGGGACAAGAAGAUGAAAACUCACUUGCUAUAGCAUGCUACAACUGUGACACUACAAUUACACCCUUGUGGAGAAGAGACGAUGCCGGCAACACGAUAUGUAAUGCAUGUGGACUUUUUUACAGAUUACAUGGCUCACAUCGUCCAAUAAAGAUGAAGCGUGCCACGAUCAAGAGAAGGAAGAGAAAUUUCUCAGAAGGCAAGUCCUCUCAUGAUGCAAAACUCACGAAAAACUCACCUGUUGUUGAAUCAACGACGUUGUCAAGUCCACCGCUGACAGCUCCUUCGCCAGUGGUGGGCGCCUUGACUCAAGACUCAUCAGCAUUCAAUAGGCUACCGCUGAUUCAAUACUCGCUCCCUUUCCAGCGGCAAGGAAUGGCUGCUGCCAAUUUGCAUUCAUCGACUUCACCACCUCCUCCUCCUCCAACGAUGGCACCAUCUGUUUACCCCAAGUAUAGUGGCAGCGGCCGACUUCCAAAUGGCCCGGGCCCAGUUCCCGGUCCACCACCUCCACCAGCACCAGCUCCUUCAAUGGCUCCUGCUCAGAACAGCUACCAUAUACCCCAUCAACACCACCCGCAAUACUUGUAUCAAUCUCUACCACAGCCAAUAAACAUCCCGCCCAUAAACUUUGUUCCGGGUACGACAUUACCACCGAUUAAUCUACAAGCAAGGACAACGUCAACAAAUGCCAUCGGUGGUAUGGAGAGGUCAAGUAGGGAACUGACACCAUUGGCUAUUGACUUUACAGCAACAUACAAACGAGAAAGUAGUGUUGUAUCUGCUGAUGUUGAUGAUAGUGAACGCUUGCCAGAGCCAGGUUCAAACAUCCCUACGAAUAAGCUGAAACUGAAGGAGACGAAACGAAAAUUCACCAUUGGAGGCUUGCUUAAUAACUGA
Molecule: messenger RNA, 1464 nt
Organism: Lodderomyces beijingensis
Lineage: Eukaryota; Fungi; Ascomycota; Pichiomycetes; Serinales; Debaryomycetaceae
Source: the annotation of a GenBank genome assembly